Molecule: messenger RNA, 621 nt
Organism: Melopsittacus undulatus (budgerigar)
Lineage: Eukaryota; Metazoa; Chordata; Aves; Psittaciformes; Psittaculidae
Product: outer dense fiber protein 3-like
Exons: 6
Coding region: 1-621 (206 amino acids)
Source: RefSeq, a predicted model, not a curated record
AUGUCGGACAGCCCCUGGGUGUGCAGCUGGAGGCCCCACUGCCCUCGGGGCCCCAUCACCGCCCUCUACAUCAGCCCCGGGCCCAAGUACGGGCUCCCCUCAAGCAUCAGUUUCCUUGCGCACGCCCCGUGCCGGCCCCGCGCUCCCGGAGCGGCCGCAGCAGCAGGGCCCGGGCCCCGUGUACCUGGUGCCUUGGGGCAGCACCGCCCGCGGCAGCUCCCGGAGCCCCCGUCCUCCAUCUGCGGCCGGCCCCGGGACCCGCUGCCCUUCAGCACCCCCGGCCCAGGCCGGUACUUGGUGCAGCCCCACGGCCCCCGCCUGCUCCCUGAGCCCCCGCACCCGGCACGGGGCCGUGCAGCAGACACCAGCACCGUCGGCACCUUCUAUGAGGACCUGUGCAAGAAUCCAGGCCCAGGCCGGUACCACACGGUGGACACGGACGUGUACAAGCACCGGGCACCGCGGUUCUCCAUGGUGGUGCGGAACAUGCCGCCGGGGGACACCACCACCAAACCGGGCCCCGCCGCGUACAGCCCCCGGCAGAGCCGGCCCCAGGGAGUGACCUUUGACAUCCGCCACUCCGAGUACCUGACACCGCUCAUCGUGGACGUGCCUGACUAG